Messenger RNA from Dendrobium catenatum, 1577 nucleotides. Its product is annotated as E3 ubiquitin-protein ligase ATL6-like. The coding region runs from base 117 to 1262 and encodes 381 amino acids. The record is from RefSeq and is a predicted model, not a curated record. NCBI's taxonomy places the organism in Eukaryota, Viridiplantae, Streptophyta, Magnoliopsida, Asparagales, Orchidaceae. The transcript has a single exon.
CUAUGGACUUUCUCACCCACAGCAGAACUGCAAGUCCGCACCGAACACCCGCCUUAUCACGCAAUCAUGCCCUUAUAUUCUUCGCCGCACUGAUCCCGCCUCCAUUCCACUAAACAAUGGCAGCCAGCCACAACAGUCCUAUCAACUUUCCACAACAUAGAUCACUCAAACGGGCGGCCCUUCUUGCCCUCCUCCUCUAUAUGGCUUCCCUACCUGCUGCCACCGCUCAGCCGCCACCGCUACCGAGACUGGUGACCAAUAAUGGAGCCCCAUACAACGCGACCGUCAGCCCAACGCUGUCCAUCAUCAUCAUAGCCUUCAUCGGCGCUUUAUGCGUGCUGAUCUUCUUCUUCAUCUACAUACGCUUCUGUAUUGGCGGCCAUAGAUCCCUCGUGACUCCGGCGGCGAUCGCCCUACCCCAGCACAGGGGGCAGAUCAGAGGCUUGGAUUCAGCUCUGCUGGAGACAUUUCCGACGAUGGUGUACUCGGAUGUGAAGGGGCGUAAACUAGGUAAAGAAUCGCUAGAGUGCGCGGUCUGCCUCUGCGAAUUCGAGGACGACGAUCUCCUCCGCUUACUUCCAAUAUGCAGCCAUGUGUUCCACCGCAACUGCAUCGAUGUCUGGCUUGAUUCACACGUCACCUGCCCCGUCUGCCGCAGCAAUCUCGCUGCUAAUCCGUUUCCGGAGACCGAUCAUGCCACCAUUGCCGUUGAUCAGGAGGUGGAUUUGACGGAUCUGGUUCGAAUCGGGAGCCAGAGGAGGUUGAGAUCAGGGUCUGUGAGAGGGGUUCCUAUGGGUUCGGUAUCGAGAGCGGAUUGGGAGGCAGUGGUUGCUGGUGGGGACGGAAGAUUCAGGCUGCAGCUGCCCGAAGAUGUGAGGAUGGAGAUAUUGGAAGCAGGGCUGCUCCGACGAUCGGCGAGUUUGGGGUUUUUUGCGGCGAGAAGGGAGGGGAGUUCGAGGAGAGGGUAUAGGGAUGGUCGAGUCGGCGUUUGGAGGAGUCUCCGGUUAGCGCAGUCGGCGCGGUGGCCUAUUUUUGGGAGGAACUCGUCGGCGAGGGGAAGAGAAGUGGUGGUUGAGGCCGGAUUCGUGCCGGGAGACUGGAAAGGAGGUCGGCUUGCUUCAAUUAAAAGAUCUUUUGGCAUGAUUAAUGGAGGAGGCAAUGGCGGCAAAAGAGGCGGAGAUGUUGGCAUUGGCGACACCGGCGGAAGCAGAGUGAAGCCGAGCGACGAAGAUGCUUCCACGGCGGCAUACCCUCAGGUAUGAAAGCUUGAUGUUGGAAAGUUGAAAGUUGAAAUUUUACUUGACAGCGUUAUUAGAUAAGCGGCGAGGUAACGGCGUCGUUAGUGUUGCAUGGGCGCAAGUAGUUCGCAACUUUGACGGGGGUGAUGGGAAUACGGUAAGGUAUAUGAUUCCGAGGGACAUCUUAACGGUGUGGAUAAUACUGGUAUAUAUCCCGAACUAUACGGUGAAUUGUCUUACUUCUGAAUAUAUUUGUACUAUAAAUUUUGUUUAUAUGUAUUGCUACGAAGUAUGAAAGUUAUAAGUAGUAGUAUAAAUGCAUUUAAAACUUUUGAACCA